Triticum dicoccoides is the source of this 774-nucleotide messenger RNA. RefSeq lists its product as uncharacterized. The record is from RefSeq and is a predicted model, not a curated record. The coding region runs from base 1 to 774 and encodes 257 amino acids. Lineage: Eukaryota; Viridiplantae; Streptophyta; Magnoliopsida; Poales; Poaceae. The transcript has 3 exons.
AUGGCCACCAGCAACGAGCUAUCGAUGAAGCUCCUGAUCGAAGGCAAGUCUCAGAAGGUGUGCUUCGCCGAGGCCGGCAGCGAGUUCGUCGAGUUCCUCACCGGCCUCCUGUCCCUGCCGCUAGGCACCGUCACCACCCUGCUGACCAAGGAGCGCAUGUCGGGCAGCAUCGGCAACGUGCUCGGCAGCAUGGAGAAGCUCGACGCAAACUACAAGAGCAGCGAGCUGCCCCUCAGCCCGGCGGUCGCCCCCGCCGCGCUCUCCCGCCUGCAGCAGCUGCUGGGCGUGCAGCUCGGCAACGCCAACAACAACAACACCAACGGUAGAACAAUGGACCCCACUAUCUGGGCCAUACCCCCAAGCACAUUCUUGGCGGACAGUGGCACUGACGUCUGCUCAAAAUUCUUCUCGGCGGCCAGCGGCAGCGUCUGCCCCGGCUGCUCGCGGCGGAUGGACAAGUGUGGGGGGCACAUACUUGUGGAAGCCAAGGGGUCCGCAGCCACGACGACGCCGCUGCAGCCAACAUACACUGUCGGGGACGACCUCUCCGUGGCUCCGGCGUCCAACAUGGUGUCGGGCAUCACCCUGCUCGCGCGGUGCGGCGUCAAGGACCUGAGCACGCUGCAGGAGAGGACGGUGAAGAUCGGCAAGGAAGAGGCGCUGGGGAUACUCGCUGCUUCCCUCACGUCCAAGACCGUGCUCACUGACGUCUUCCUGCCCAAGAAGAAUGCUCGCUGCAAAAGGGAAGCUCCCGAGGAAGUCAUUCAUAUAUGA